AUGGACAGCAGUACUUCCCAAAUUGAGAUAGACAUGAGGAUACCUCAAGAAGCAACAACAUCUCAGCAAGUGAAUAUGGGGUCAAAUGUCCAGGUUGCAAGCAAUAUUUCCAGAGCCAGUGAUCUACUCAUGGCAGUAACUUCAAGCGCUGAAGUCAACAGAAUGAAAAUCAGCGAGUUAGCUUCGGAUGCAAUGGAAGUGCUAACUAAAUUGGCCCUAGCUCAAGAACCUCUAUGGCAGUGUAACAUAGAGAGCAAUACUGAAUUUCUUAGUGAUAUCGAGUAUCUGAGGGAAUUCGGACAUAUAAGUGCCUCACUGAUAGAAAUAAUUAAAAUGGUUGAGGUGGGAGACUCUCAAUCUGAGCUGCCGAUUAACAAUUCUGAAUUUUUAAUGGAAAGUGAAUACAGGCCAGUGUUGGCAACAAAUCAACCUGGAAAACCAGUUAGUUCAGAAUCGUCACGAGCUAUUGAAUAUGUCAAAAUGAAAGCAUUCAAUCUUGUUCAAUUGCUAAUGGAUUUGGAGCAAUGGCUACUGGUGUUUCCUAAUAUUGUAUCUAGAGCAAAAUUAGUGGGAGUAUUAUCAUCAACAAGAGUUGAGGGCAACUAUGAUGGAACUCUGCAAGUGAUGACAGCUGAGUUUCAUGCACCCACACCACUUAUUCCUGCUAGAGCAAGUUAUUUUGCACGGUACAGUAAACAACUGGAUAGUGGAAUGUGGGUUGUUGUUGAUGCAUCCUUGGAGAAAUUGUUUCAGCUUCCAUCUACUAACGUUCGAAGACAACCGUCAGGAUGUUUAAUUCAGGAAAUGCCAAAUGGAUGCUCUAAGGUCAUAUGGGUGGAGCAUGCUGAAGUGGAUAACAGAAUGGUUCACAAUAUGUUUGAGCCACUGGUCAGUUCAGGUCUUGCAUUUAGCGCAAGGCGUUGGGUUUCCACUUUAGUUCGUCAAUGUGAAUGGUUGGCAACUUUGAAUUCCACAAGCCCUCCUACAUCUGAUCGUGUGUUCAUAUCGCAAGCUGGAAGAAAAAGCUUGUUGAAGCUUACGGAGAGGAUGAUGAGAAGUUUUGUUGCUGAUAUUAGUGCUUCUACCGAAAACAAAUGGAGGACAUUACCUGUAUUUGGUGCCGAAGAUGUAAAGGUCACAACUAUAACUAACUUGAAUGAUAUUGGAAAGCCUCCAGGUACCACCUUAUCAUUCGCAACUUCUGUCCAUCUUCCAGUUCCAAGAACUCAAAUAUACAAUCUGCUUCGUGAUGGUGAAUCUCGAUAUAUGGUAUGGACAGUACAAUUAAGGUUGACAUCAAAUUAA
This is a messenger RNA of Fragaria vesca subsp. vesca, 1305 nucleotides long. Its product is annotated as homeobox-leucine zipper protein ROC2-like. Gene Ontology annotation, molecular function: lipid binding. NCBI's taxonomy places the organism in Eukaryota, Viridiplantae, Streptophyta, Magnoliopsida, Rosales, Rosaceae. The record is from RefSeq and is a predicted model, not a curated record. Bases 1 to 1305 code for a protein of 434 amino acids. The transcript has 5 exons.